AUGAGUGUGAGCCCGCAGUUUGUCAACGCCGCUGUGGCACCGAACCUCAAUCUGCAGGUUGCGAUCAAGAACAACUCGAGCGGCGACGUGGUAUACUUCCAGUCCGAAUUAGAUCUUUCGGCUGUUUUUACCGAGGCCGGCAGCAUGGCGUCGACCGAGUUUAUCAGCAUGUGGCAGAGUAUCGCCGAAGCGAACAAGCACUACUUUACGUUGCCAAGCGGUCCAUCGACGGAAAGACGAUUGCGUACUUCUCGGUCAAUAUUUGCGUACUUCUCGGUGAAGACCAUGACAAAUAUUGUGGCACUCUUCGAGCUCACAUUCGACGACACGGGUACCACGAAGGUAUGUCUCAAACUGGAACAAGUCGGUUGCGUCGAAAGCUUUGCACUAUUAUGUUGGAGCGCUUCCUCACCUUUCUUUUUUCAAGGUCGCCCAAGUUGGUAUUUGUGA
Messenger RNA from Peronospora farinosa, 450 nucleotides. NCBI's taxonomy places the organism in Eukaryota, Oomycota, Peronosporomycetes, Peronosporales, Peronosporaceae. The record is from the annotation of a GenBank genome assembly.